UUGGGUAGUAUGUAAAACAAGUGGGAAGCGAUAUCGAUGAUUGUAUUGUGCCAAUAGGGAAAGAGCCAAUAGGAGUGUGCUAUGAGUAAAUGGAGAAGGUAGAUGAUAAUGAUGAUGUAGAUGCAGAGUAAGUCCUUAAGGAGGAAAUUGUUAGGGCUGAAGAAAUAAAAAUUCCAUUAAAAGCAAGUGUUUUAACAAAGACCGCAUUAGUGAAGAGCCCAAUAGUGAAGAGUCUAUUAGUAAAGAGUCCAAUCAUGAAGAAUCUUGUGAAGAGCCCAAUAGUGAAAAGUCCAUUAGUGGAGAGUCCAAUCGUAAAGAAUCCUGUAAAGAACCCAAUAGUGAAGAGUCCAAUCGUAAAGAAUCCUAUUGUAAUUAUGAAGAGCCCAAUAGUGAAGAGUCCAUUAGUGAACAGUCCAAUCGUGAAGAAUCCUGUUGUAAUCGUGAAGAGCCCAAUAGUGAAGAGUCCAUUAGUGAAGAUUACAAUCGGGAAGAAUCCUGUUGUAAUCGUGAUGAGCCCAAUAGUGAAGAGUCCAAUCGUGAAGAAUCUUGUGAAGAGCCCGAAAGUGAAGAGUCCAUUAGUAAAGAGUCCAUUAGUGAAGAGUCCAUUAGUGAAGAGUCCAUUAGUGAAAAGUCCAAUCGUGAAGAAUUCUAUUGUAAUCGUGAAGAGUCCAAUAGUGAAGAGUCCAAUCGUGAAGAGUCGAGUUGCACUUGUGAAGAGUCAUCGAGUUAUGAAGAGUCCAUUAGCAAAGCGUCUAGUUGUAGAGAAGAAAAAGGAACAUGGAUUUCAUGCGAGAAGAAAUAGAGAAGACUCCAAAUACAAAUGGUAA
Messenger RNA from Ctenocephalides felis (cat flea), 827 nucleotides. RefSeq names its product repetitive proline-rich cell wall protein 1-like. Bases 255 to 827 code for a protein of 190 amino acids. NCBI's taxonomy places the organism in Eukaryota, Metazoa, Arthropoda, Insecta, Siphonaptera, Pulicidae. The record is from RefSeq and is a predicted model, not a curated record. The transcript has a single exon.